Messenger RNA from Oryzias latipes (Japanese medaka), 3304 nucleotides. It is a transcript of the gene wdr75, whose product is annotated as WD repeat domain 75. Gene Ontology annotation, biological process: positive regulation of rRNA processing; positive regulation of transcription by RNA polymerase I; ribosome biogenesis. NCBI's taxonomy places the organism in Eukaryota, Metazoa, Chordata, Actinopteri, Beloniformes, Adrianichthyidae. Gene Ontology annotation, cellular component: small-subunit processome; nucleolus. Gene Ontology annotation, molecular function: RNA binding; protein binding. The record is from RefSeq and is a predicted model, not a curated record.
AGUGUCAACGAUCAAAGGUGAAAGUUGAGUGGGACAAAAACAUGGUUGAACACGGGGACGUCCGCGUGGUUCACAAAGGUGGCAGUAAAAUCAACUUCAGGGAGCCCGCUUUAAGCACUGACUCGAGGUUCCUGUUGUGCGCCUCUGGAGAGAGUGUGAAGGUAUUCAGCACUGCAACAGAGGAAUGCUUACACGCGUUGCAAGGACACACCGACUUGGUCACAGGUGUCCUCCUCAGACCGUCCAACCAUCUGCAGGCUUACUCCUGCUCGCUAGAUGGCACUGUCAGACUUUGGGACUUCACAGACGGCAUUCUCAUUAGGACUUAUUCUAUUGGAUACCCCAUUUAUGGAAUCUAUGCAUCUGCAAAACAUGAAGGUGUCAUCUUUAUUAUCACCCCCAUGCACACGGACACCAAUUCUGAGUUAUUCCAGCUGGUUGCAGUACAUCUGCCACAGUGUGGAGAGCAGCUGGUGGAGGCCAAAGAGCUCUCUGCUGUGCUCAGCAACAUCAGUUCCAACCCAGCAGCCAGCGCCUUUGGUAGAGAGGGACAAUACAUAGUCUCAGCAAAACCUCUGCAGCUGGAAGUUUACUUCUUUAAGAAGCAAAAAUCAUACAGUUUUUUUCUCAAAAAAGAUAACCAGAAAGGAGGCAAGAACACAUUCACAUGCAUUACCUGCCACCCAACAGAGGACUGUAUUGCAUCAGGGCAUGAAGAUGGCAAGAUCCGCCUGUGGAGAAACUUUAACCACAGGAAGGAGUACACAUACUCCACACUGCACUGGCAUCACAGUGCAGUGAGCUCCCUGCGAUUUACUCCAGAAGGCACCAACCUGCUGAGUGGAGGUGUGGAGUCAGUACUGGUUCAGUGGCGCUACAACCAGGAGAGCCAGCGAGACUUCCUACCCCGCCUGGGUGGAGCCAUCACACACAUUUCAGUCUCCCCGGAUGGAGCUCUGUUUUGUACAUCACACAGUGACAACAAAAUCACAAUCAUCCAGAGCUGUGUUAAAGUGUCGGCAGUCAUUCAAGGGCUGGUCAAAGGUGACCGUAUCAGGACAGACUUGAUGAUUGAGCCUCGAAGCAAAGCUCUGGUGUUGAAUGGAAAACCAGGGCACCUUCAGUUUUACUCUCUACAAAGAGACAAACUAUUGUACAAUCUGGACAUAGUACAGCAGGAGUACAUUCAUGAAUCCGGCCUGGAGCAGUUUGAAGUGGUUAUGGCAGCAUUUGAUGCCUCUGGCAGCUGGCUUGCCACAGUAGAAGAAAGAAAACAGAAAGCCCCUGAGCUGGAGCUUAACUUGAAGCUGUGGGCACUUGAUGAUCAAAAGCAGAGUUUUGUGCUGAACACAACUAUCUCGGCCCCCCACGAGGCGCAGAUUACAGCCUUGUGCUUUCCCCACGUGUCAGACGGCCAGACCACCAUGUUGGUCUCCACUAGCAGAGAUGGACACUUCAAAGCCUGGCAGCUGGCUGCACCAGCCCACACAGAAGACGAAGGCCCGUCCUGGUCCUGUGAUUUUCUCGGGGCCUAUCACAGCCUGGUACCCGAGUGCUGCUGCUUCUCAGCCGACAGCUCUCUGCUGGCCGUGGGCUUCCAGGAGGUUGUGACUGUGUGGACUCCUGCCUCGUGGGAGCUCCUGACGACUCUCUCCCAGCCGCCGGGCGCCGUCAGGGAUCUUUGUUUUGGUCGACUAAGCUGUUCCAAGUAUCUGCUGGGAGCCACGACCAGCAAGCUGCUCUGCUGUUGGAACCUCCUCACCUGCUCCUUGGAGUGGGUCACUUCUAUGGACGUCAGCCUGCUGCUAGCCGACCCGCUCUCUGAAAACAUGGCUGCCUUCUGUUUUGAAGCUGGAUCCACAGACUUGUUUGUGUUCAAGCCCGGCGAGCCACGGCCACUUUUUUCCCAUAAGGCUUUGUGCUCAGGGAGGGUGACUCAUGCCGUCUUUGUCCCGAGAGAAGUGAUGCUGGAGAGCUGCGAUGAAGCUAGCCAGUGGCUAAACUGCUCACAUCUUUACUUCCUCACUCAAUCUAUGGACCUGCUGACGUUCAUCACCAAAGCAGAGGAGGACAAGCUGACGGCUUCGAGCAAACAGCUUGUGGUCAGUGACGAUGUUGCCAUGACGCCCUUCCACCUGUUGCUGGGGAAACAUCGGGAUCAGCUGGAAAAUCCACAGGCGGAGAGCAGGCUGUCUGUGGAGCCAAUACGUCAGCCUUCGAGCUCUGCUGGCAUCGACGAGCUGCUCCAGAUGCCGGCUCAUGUGCUGCCCUCUGCCAGCUUCCUCUGCUCCAUGUUUGUUCAGUCUCUGCUCAUCUCCGUCAAUAAGCCAAGUGAACAAAACAAAGAGAAGGAGGAGGAAAUGGAAAGCGAGAAAGAGGAAGAGGAUUCCGAUGGGGAAAUGGAAUCCAGAAUCUCAAGACCAGAACACAUGCCGUCAGGGGAAUCGGGGUGCGCUGCCCCCGCCUUAACAAAAGAAGAGGUUAGGGAACUCAGGAGACUCAAGAAACUUGAUCACAGUUGGAUGAAAGGCCUUUUAGACCAAUGAAGAGCCAGCGAAUGUGGAAGUUUGUCACCAGCCUUUCCAAGAUUCUGUGUGGAUUGUUUUUUUUUAGUAACGGAGGAAAACAAUUCUCAUAGGAUUAGAUGAUUGCAGGCAAACACAUGUUUAAUCAAAUGAUGAUGUGCUGCUUUGGCAGAACUGUGUUAAACCCCCAACAAGUUUGAUUUGCUUUCUAUGCAAAAACAAAAUAACUUCUGGAUUGCAUUGAGGAUCCUCUGGACUUAACAUUUGCAUCACUAUUUUCUAAAGCAUUCCUGUUUUCAGAUUUGUUUCAGUCAGAAAAGGAACUCUUGUGUCAUAGUUUUGUUUUUUUACCUCUUUGCUGGUUCAUUAUUCUCUGUUCCUGCUAAACCUGAGCAAGAUCAGCGUAAAAAAUGUAUCCACAGAGGAAAUAGACCAUUGUGGUAGAAAUUCAUUCUGCAGAGAAGCUCCACACAACUAAACAUGAUGCUCUUCCGUUAUGAAGAUGCAGGAUAUUAUUUCUAUUUCCUAGUAUUGUUACUGCAACAUUUUUUCCAUCUGAAGUUGCAUUUUCUUUUUUUGUGUGUGAUUUAAGCUUACAACUAUUUUGACUGAAUUUCACCAUGCCUCCCCCCUCCGUUUCAUAUUUUCAAAGUCUGUUUACUUUCGAGUUAGAGAAAGUCCAAGGCUGAGGUUAAACAUUGUUGCUGUUGUGAGAACGCAUAGCUGUGUGUAAUGUUAUUUUCAUACAUACAGAUAUUUAAUAAAAACAUUUUCUUAAA